AUGGCCACACCAUUACGGACCCGGUCCUCUGGGCCAACCUUGCGGCAUCUUUGGUCCAACCACUCUAUAUUCUCUACCACACCCAGGUGCCGCGCUCCAUUGCAAGUGCGACGAUAUGCGACGACCAACCACCUCCCAAAGAUCGCCCAGACAUCCGUAUGGACGGCGAUGAUUCCCAGGUUCAUCCGCAACCGCGGGACACGCAAGGAGCGCGCAGCGAAAGACACCAAAUCCACCGAAUGGAACCCAGCCACCUUCUACAUCAUCAUCUUCACUCUCAUCGGGUCGCAGGCUAUUCGCCUGAUGACUCUGAAGAACGACUAUGCGGCCUAUCGCCGGACGACAGAUGCGAAGAUUGAGCUCCUGCGGGAGGUGAUUGAGAAGGUUAAGCGGGGGAGACGGUCGAUGUGGAGAGGUUGUUGGGUACUGGCGAUGAGGCGAAAGAACGGGAAUGGGAAGAGGAUUGAGGAAGAGGAUUCUCUCUGGCACCAAAAGAACUCCAAGUCCGAAUCGCCACAAAAGCAAAGCCAGACACCGAAAGCCCAAGAAAAGGACUCUGUGGCACCUGCCACCGCCAAUCUAGGCGACGAGAGCAAGAUCCAAUCAACGCGGAAAACGAAUUUCUUUUGA
This is a messenger RNA of Penicillium lagena, 630 nucleotides long. RefSeq lists its product as uncharacterized. Bases 1 to 630 code for a protein of 209 amino acids. NCBI's taxonomy places the organism in Eukaryota, Fungi, Ascomycota, Eurotiomycetes, Eurotiales, Aspergillaceae. The transcript has 2 exons. The record is from RefSeq and is a predicted model, not a curated record.